Molecule: messenger RNA, 2458 nt
Organism: Formica exsecta
Lineage: Eukaryota; Metazoa; Arthropoda; Insecta; Hymenoptera; Formicidae
Gene: Hsc70-4
Product: heat shock 70 kDa protein cognate 4
Exons: 3
Coding region: 154-2112 (652 amino acids)
Biological process (GO): vesicle-mediated transport; protein refolding; cellular response to unfolded protein
Cellular component (GO): nucleus; cytosol; plasma membrane
Molecular function (GO): misfolded protein binding; heat shock protein binding; ATP-dependent protein folding chaperone
Source: RefSeq, a predicted model, not a curated record
AACCCAUCGGGCAUUAUAUAUACAGCUCGUGGGCGCGGACUUGGUUACUCACGUUGCGAAUCGUCAAACGAAGAACUUCUUUGCUGUCCUAAUUACACGGAAGUGUGAACUUUUAUCGAAGCGCAGAAAACUCAAAAGAAUCGAAGAGAAAAAAUGGCGGCGAAGGCACCCGCAGUUGGUAUUGAUCUUGGCACGACCUACUCCUGUGUCGGAGUCUUCCAGCACGGCAAGGUCGAGAUCAUCGCCAACGAUCAAGGAAACCGCACGACGCCCAGCUAUGUGGCCUUCACGGAGACUGAACGUCUCAUCGGCGACGCCGCCAAGAAUCAAGUUGCCAUGAAUCCCAACAACACCAUUUUCGAUGCCAAGAGACUGAUUGGACGUCGCUUUGAGGAUCCGACCAUUCAGGCUGACAUGAAACAUUGGCCCUUCACUGUAGUAAACGAUAGUAGCAAACCAAAAAUCCAAGUACAGUAUAAAGGAGAGACGAAGACUUUCUUCCCCGAAGAAGUGAGUUCGAUGGUUUUGGUAAAGAUGAAGGAGACUGCAGAAGCAUACCUGGGCAAGACCGUUACCAAUGCCGUGAUCACCGUCCCCGCUUACUUCAACGACUCGCAGCGUCAGGCAACCAAGGACGCUGGUACCAUCUCGGGCUUGAACGUGUUGCGUAUCAUCAACGAGCCCACCGCCGCCGCUAUCGCGUACGGUCUCGAUAAGAAGGCCACCGGCGAGAGAAACGUCCUAAUCUUUGAUCUCGGUGGCGGCACUUUCGACGUGUCGAUCUUGACCAUCGAAGACGGCAUCUUCGAGGUCAAAUCAACAGCCGGCGACACUCAUCUGGGUGGUGAGGACUUCGACAAUCGUAUGGUCAAUCACUUUGUGCAAGAGUUUAAGCGCAAGUACAAAAAGGAUCUAACGUCGAACAAGCGCGCCCUACGUCGCUUGCGCACGGCCUGCGAGCGGGCCAAGCGUACUCUGUCGUCGUCCACGCAAGCCAGCAUCGAGAUCGAUUCACUAUACGAGGGAAUCGACUUUUACACCUCCAUCACCCGGGCGCGCUUCGAGGAGCUGUGCGCCGAUCUUUUCCGCGGCACUCUCGAACCUGUUGAAAAGUCGUUGCGCGAUGCCAAGAUGGACAAGGCCCAGAUUCACGACAUUGUCCUUGUCGGCGGUUCCACGCGUAUCCCCAAGAUCCAGAAGCUUCUGCAGGACUUCUUCAACGGCAAGGAGCUUAACAAAUCCAUCAAUCCCGAUGAGGCUGUGGCGUACGGUGCUGCCGUACAGGCGGCCAUCUUGCACGGCGACAAAUCCGAGGAAGUUCAAGACCUGCUCUUGCUCGAUGUCACUCCGCUUUCUCUGGGUAUCGAAACUGCUGGUGGUGUCAUGACUGCGCUCAUUAAGAGGAACACCACCAUCCCGACGAAGCAGACUCAAACCUUCACGACUUAUGCGGACAACCAGCCGGGUGUGUUGAUUCAAGUAUACGAGGGUGAGCGCGCCAUGACCAAGGACAACAAUCUGCUGGGCAAGUUUGAACUUAGCGGUAUCCCACCGGCACCUCGCGGAGUUCCUCAGAUCGAAGUCACGUUCGACAUCGACGCUAACGGCAUUCUUAACGUCUCCGCCGUGGACAAGUCCACCGGCAAGGAGAACAAGAUCACCAUCACCAACGACAAGGGCCGACUGAGCAAGGAGGACAUCGAGAGGAUGGUUAACGAGGCAGAGAAAUACCGCAGCGAGGACGAGAAGCAGAAGGAGACGAUCGCAGCCAAAAACGGUCUGGAGUCCUAUUGCUUCAACAUGAAGAGCACGGUCGAGGAUGAGAAGCUCAAGGACAAGAUCAGCGCAUCAGACAAGCAGACGAUCUUAGACAAAUGCAACGAAAUCAUCAAGUGGCUUGACGCGAAUCAGCUCGCCGACAAGGAGGAGUACGAGCACAAGCAGAAGGAGCUCGAGGGCAUCUGCAAUCCGAUCGUCACGAAACUCUAUCAGGGCGCCGGUGGUAUGCCCGGUGGUAUGCCAGGCGGCUUCCCCGGAGCCGGCGGUGCCGCACCAGGCGGAGCACCCAGCGCCGGCGGCGCGUCCGGACCUACUAUCGAGGAAGUCGAUUAAGAGUCAUUUCUUACCUUCUCGACUUGCUACUGCCCAUCGUCAUCAUUACCGCAUAACCUAAUAUGCGCGAUUAAACGAAUAAACGAACAUAGAUCAAUUACACACAGCCACGGUCUUCGCUCAAAUCAUUCCGUUUUUAUGUAUACGUUCCUUUCGCGCGCGUCGUCUUUUAUUAGAGUUCCUUUUUUUGUACUCUUUCGUCGAAGUAAAUGCGUAUAUGCUUUAUUUACUUAUUUAUUUUAUUUGCGUACUGUGUACUUAUGAUUUAUUCCGAUAAAGAUCUGCAUUGUUAAUCUUCUAUGUUCCAGACUUCGUAAAUAUAUAGAGCGAUUCCCUAAAAAUUAAA